This is a messenger RNA of Salvia miltiorrhiza (redroot sage), 993 nucleotides long. RefSeq lists its product as uncharacterized. The transcript has a single exon. NCBI's taxonomy places the organism in Eukaryota, Viridiplantae, Streptophyta, Magnoliopsida, Lamiales, Lamiaceae. The coding region runs from base 1 to 993 and encodes 330 amino acids. The record is from RefSeq and is a predicted model, not a curated record.
AUGGUUGAGAUAUCAGUUCCCUUUCCAAUGAGGUUGGCGAGGAAGAAGCCGGAGGAGGAACUCAUCAAUUUCGUGAAGAUAUUCGGCAAGCUUGAGGUGAGUCUUUCGUUCAUUCAAGCACUGAAAAUUCCUCCAUUUGGAAAAUUUGUGAAGGACUUCAUUGCUGGUAAGUCCAAGGUAAAUGGAAAAAUUCUGAUGGGUGAGAACGUCUCAGUAGCAAUCAAGCAGGAAUUACCACCCAAAUCCAAAUAUUCGGGUAUGUUUUCUCUCCCCAUUUACAUAGGAGAUACUAGGAUCGAGCAUGCUAUGUGUGACCUAGAAGCCUCUAUCAAUGUUAUGCCUCUCACUGUUUAUAAUAGGUUGUCGGGUGUAGAAUUGGUAGAUACUAGAGUGGUCAUUCAGUUAGCUGAUAGGUCAUGCGUGUAUCCCGAGGGUUUGCUCGAGAAUGUUCUUGUGAGUGUGAGGAUGAGUGGAGUGCAAUCCAAGGGUUCAUCGAGAGUCCUUUUAGGUCGUCUGUUCCUAAGGACUGCGAUGUCAAUCAUAGAUGUUAGUAAUGGCACAAUUUGUCUAGAUUAUCAUGGGGAGAAAUAUACUUUUAGUAUGGAUGAUGCCAUGAAAACUCCUAAUGAUGCUGAAAAUGCUUAUUCUAUUGAUGUGAUUGACCCUCUCAUCCAAGAAUUUCUUGAGACCGAAUUCAUGCAGGAUAAGUUGGAGCUCACCAUGAUCAAAAGCUGGACAGAAUUUGAUGCUCAAGGGAUGAACAAUGCAGAGAUCAAAGAGGCCAUCAUGUCUAUUUAUACACAGCCGGAAGUGGUCAGUUCAGGAAGCCAGUUCUGUUUGCCCAAACAGACAUCGUAUGACAGACCGUUGAGAUCCGAUGAGAAGCCGCCGGAGUUAGAACUUAAGCCUAUUCCUGUGAAUCUGAAGUAUGUCUAUCUUGGGGAUACUGAUACUCUUCCAGUCAUCAUUAGCAGCGAAUUGACCGCAAGCUAG